This is a messenger RNA of Symbiodinium necroappetens, 666 nucleotides long. NCBI's taxonomy places the organism in Eukaryota, Dinophyceae, Suessiales, Symbiodiniaceae. The record is from the annotation of a GenBank genome assembly.
AUGGAGCUGCCUGUGGUUGAGGAGAUGCGCCAGAUGUCUAUCCGAGACCUGCGCAAACUAUGCGUCAAGCACUCUUUGACGGUCAGGGGCAGCAAGGAGCAAGUAAUCCUUCGUCUCGACGGCUUUCGUCUUGGGUCGCAGGUCCCGAAACCACCGCCAACUCCACCUGCAGCAUCUUAUGAGCAACGGGCUCGUGAGCAAAUUGCCUGCAGCAAUGACUUCCGUUACACGAUCUAUCCGCGAGAUGCUCAGGACAAGCGUGUGAGCAAACAGACGCAGUUCUAUGUCCCAGCUGUUACCCGCGAGGAAAUCGAAGAUGACAACACCUCGGACAGCGAGGGUAUCAGUUGCGAUGACAGCAUGGAUUGCGAGGAGGAAGAGGAGGAGGGCAUGGAGGACGAUGGCUCCGUGACCGAGAAUGCUUCCGAUUCCUCUGUUUUGGAGGCCGAGUCCAUCCAUGCGGAGCAUGCUUCCGAUUCCUCUGUUUUGGAGGCCGAGUCCAUCCAUGCGGAGCAGGAAGCUGAGGAACAGAGUCCAUUCGCAGAGAUUGGGAUUGUGGAGGACAGGGCGUGCCGCUCUGCAGAGAAAACUGCAAAUGAGGACGCUUCAGAACCGGAUGACCUGCUGCCAAGAAUGUCCGAGGAGCUGGACCGUUGCCCCUGCUGA